Molecule: messenger RNA, 583 nt
Organism: Mauremys mutica (yellowpond turtle)
Lineage: Eukaryota; Metazoa; Chordata; Testudines; Geoemydidae
Product: beta-arrestin-2-like
Exons: 6
Biological process (GO): positive regulation of ERK1 and ERK2 cascade; signal transduction; G protein-coupled receptor internalization
Cellular component (GO): cytoplasm
Molecular function (GO): angiotensin receptor binding
Source: RefSeq, a predicted model, not a curated record
CCGGGGCUGCCCAUGGCUUCACUCGGGUCCGCUCCCGCUCCCGCGCGCAACCCGCACCCGGAGCCCCGAGCCCAGCGCGGCGCGUGCGGCGCCCGGAGCCGCCAUGGGGGAGAAGGCGGGGACCAGGGUCUUCAAGAAAUCAAGUCCCAACUGCAAGCUCACCGUCUACCUAGGGAAGCGGGACUUCGUGGAUCACCUGGACCGGGUGGAUCCUGUGGAUGGCGUGGUGCUGGUGGACCCUGAGUACCUGAAGGAUCGGAAAGUGUUUGUGACGCUGACCUGCGCCUUCCGCUAUGGGCGCGAGGACCUGGACGUGCUGGGCCUGUCGUUCCGUAAGGACCUGUUCUCGGCCACCUGCCAGGCCGUGCCCCCCCUGCCCGAGGAGCAGCGCCCCCUCACCCGCCUGCAGGAGCGGCUGCUGCGCAAACUGGGGGCCAACGCCCACCCCUUCGCCUUCACGCGCCCCCUUCGCCUUCACGGGGAGACCCCCCGGGCCCCGUACCCCCCAACAGCGCCCCCUUCACCUUCACGGGGAGACCCCCCGGGCCCCGUACCCCCCAACAGCGCCCCCUUCGCCUUCACG